UUCCCCAAACCCGCGCGCAAUUCCAAUCUCCCUCCCGAUCCGCCCAUCCGCCGACGCCAGCCAUCCAUGGACCGACGCCUCCGCUCCCCGGCGCGCCGUCCCGAGCGCCAGCAGCUCGCGGGCAGCGGCAGCCCGCACCGCUUCCUCCGCCCGGGCGCGCUCGCGCGGCUCCGCGACUCCAGGGUCCUGGCCCGCUCCCUCCGCUGUGCCGCGCGGGCGUGGGCGCCGCCCUCCUCGCCUCCUCGCUCGCCCGCGCCGCCCGCCGCCUGGGACGGCGUGCCAUGCUUCCUCGGGCCCGCCUCCGCCACGAGGGGGAUGCGGUACCCGUUGCGGAAGAAGCUGGCCGCCGCCCGAGCCGUGGUGCUCCUGUCCCCACCGCUGGAUGUCGUGGAGGCGUUCAUGGACGCGUUCGCGCCAGCGGCGUCGCCGGACGUGGUCGCUGCGCACUGAGCGAGUGAGCGGUAGCUUUUGCGCUCGGUGCUCGUCGACAUUCUUGGCAUUAUUGCCAAGUUAUUAGAUACAUAUAUGGUAUAUUAUAUAUAGUGUGCAGACGGAUCCGGUUAUGUUUCUGCUAGCUUCUUGUAUGGAUCUAGAAUUCGUAUAAAUCUAACUAUCUAAGAACUGUUGUUCCCAGUGCGUACA
Molecule: messenger RNA, 642 nt
Organism: Zea mays
Lineage: Eukaryota; Viridiplantae; Streptophyta; Magnoliopsida; Poales; Poaceae
Exons: 1
Coding region: 67-450 (127 amino acids)
Source: RefSeq, marked predicted